GUGUGUUGUUUGCAUUAUACUCCUUCACUCUACUUCCACAGCUUUAUAUCAUCUUCUGCCCCCUUUCACCUUUUUGUCGGUCUCCACCACCACCACCGCCGCCGACACUGCUACCGCCGGUCAGUCACCAACACCACUACAGCCACAACCACCAGCAAUUUAUAUCACAUUUCAGGUAACGUGUAAUAUGGUUUACAUCGGCCAAGAUUUGAUAGGGUAACUUGAUAAGGUUUAAAACUUUAAAUCGAGACGAGAAAGUUCCAAAUUGGAUUCGUUGAGAUGGCUGCGAGUGUUUGUUCCUCGGAGGAAGACAACAACCACAACAAUAUCUCUAGUAGUAGUGGACGAUGCUGUGAGGAGGAGAGUUACAGUCUUAGUGCUGACAUCAGUGAGUCUGAGAGUUCGAGCGGUUUCUCCGGCUGCCGUUAUAACGAUGGCGCUUCUUCUAGUUCAUUGAAAUCGUCGUCGUUCGCUGCUUCUAAUUCGGUUUCCCGCAAUGAUUCUAUUUUCCCGAUGCCGUUCACAUUCCCGCUGAUUAGCGGAUGCGAUGACGUUAUGAUUUGGGACAAGAAGAAUCCUCAGAAACAGCCUGAUGCCGAUUUAUCUGAAAUCGAUAUGAUGAAGGAAAAGUUCGCUAAGCUGCUGCUUGGAGAAGACAUGUCUGGAGGGGGAAAAGGUGUCUGUACAGCCCUAGCAAUUUCAAACGCCAUAACAAAUCUGUCUGCCUCUGUAUUUGGGGAGCUAUGGAGGUUGGAGCCAUUGGCACCUCAAAAGAAGGCAAUGUGGCAAAGGGAGAUGGAAUGGCUUCUAUCAGUAAGCGACUCCAUUGUAGAUUUUGUUCCUUCAAUACAACAAUCUCCAUCUGGUGGCUCUUAUGAAGUAAUGGCAACACAACCAAGGGCAGAUCUGUCUUUAAAUCUUCCAGCUUUAAAGAAGCUCGACUCCAUGUUAAUCAGUAUGUUAGAUGGGUUCCACAAUACAGAGUUUUGGUAUGUUGAUCGAGGCAUAGUUUUAGCAGAAGGUGAUGAUCAUGAAGCAUUUCCUUCUAGAAUCUGUGGUGGAAGACCUUCAAUUAGACAGGAAGAAAAAUGGUGGUUACCUUAUCCAAAAGUCCCUCCCAAUGGAUUAUCUGAAGAUUCUAGAAAAAGAUUACAACAGUGUAGAGAUUGCACAAACCAGAUUUUAAAAGCAGCUUUAGCAAUUAAUAGUAAUGUUCUCUCAGAAAUGGAGAUUCCAAAUGCUUACGUGGAAUCCUUACCCAAGAGUGGAAAAGCGUGUUUAGGUGACAUCAUCUAUCGCUACAUAUCUGCUGAAAAAUUCUCUCCCGAAUGUCUUGUUGAAUGCUUGGAUUUGUCAUCUGAGCACCACACUUUGGAAGUUGUGAAUCGGGUUGAAGGAGCAAUUUAUGCAUGGAAGUUGAAAGGUCACAAAAAGAAUUCAAGUCAUUUGAAACAAAAGCACUCAUCAUGGAGUGGGAAAGUUAAGGGAUUUGUUGUUGAUGGUGAUAAGAAUGGUUAUUUAGCACAAAGAGCCGAGUCAUUACUUCAUAGCUUGAGACUUCGGUUUCCUGGCCUUCCUCAAACUUCAUUAGACAUGAGCAAAAUUCAAUAUAACAAGGAUGUGGGGCAAUCGAUACUCGAAAGCUACUCAAGGGUAAUGGAAAGCUUAGCAUUCAACAUAACUGCAAGAAUCGAUGAUGUCAUCUUUGUAGAUGACACAACGAAGCAAUCUCUGACAUCGAAAUCUCUAUCGACAUUCAACCGAGGGGGUCUUGGGGGCCGCCCAAUUCAAAAGCGAAUGUCCCCGAGCCCGUUCUCAAUCAACCACACGCCGUACUCCUCCCCAUUUGCAACCCCAACGUUUUCCACAUCGCCAACCCUAAUUCGUAGCCCUACAAGAGCACCAACACCGAUCAACAAUAGCAACACUGAGACCUGUAAACUUGAAGUCCCUAAGCCUCGGGACCUUGAAAAGCUAUGGACGUUUGCGCAAAAUGUGAAUUCGGAAAGUGUAACGGAAAGAGAUUGAUUGGGGG
Lactuca saligna is the source of this 2035-nucleotide messenger RNA. Lineage: Eukaryota; Viridiplantae; Streptophyta; Magnoliopsida; Asterales; Asteraceae. The record is from the annotation of a GenBank genome assembly.